Messenger RNA from Notolabrus celidotus (New Zealand spotty), 3133 nucleotides. Its product is annotated as glucosamine-6-phosphate isomerase 2. Gene Ontology annotation, biological process: N-acetylglucosamine catabolic process; D-glucosamine catabolic process; N-acetylneuraminate catabolic process. Bases 137 to 964 code for a protein of 275 amino acids. Lineage: Eukaryota; Metazoa; Chordata; Actinopteri; Labriformes; Labridae. The transcript is spliced from 7 exons. Gene Ontology annotation, molecular function: glucosamine-6-phosphate deaminase activity; identical protein binding. Gene Ontology annotation, cellular component: cytoplasm. The record is from RefSeq and is a predicted model, not a curated record.
UCUAACCUACCAUGACCACCGAAGAAGAAGAAGAAUAAGAAGAAGAAGAAGAAGUUGAUCACGUGACAAAACAAAGGUUUUAGCUUUAGUCCCAGUUCUUCUCUUCACUCAAACCGGCACUAAAGCAGCAAACACGAUGAGGCUGGUGAUCCUGGACGACUACGAUCUGGCCAGUGAGUGGGCAGCAAAAUACAUCCGCAACAGAAUCAUCCAGUACAGACCCUCGGCUGAGAGAUACUUCACUCUGGGCUUACCUACAGGAAGUACUCCGUAUGGCUGCUACCAGAAGUUAAUUGAAUAUUACAGAAAUGGAGAUAUUUCCUUCAAACAUGUGAAAACCUUCAACAUGGAUGAAUACGUAGGUCUACCUCGUGCUCAUCCAGAGAGCUAUCACUCCUACAUGUGGAACAACUUCUUCAAGCACAUCGACAUUGAUCCAGCCAACGCUCACAUCCUGGAUGGAAACGCAGACGACCUGGAGGCAGAGUGUGAAGCCUACGAGCAGAAGAUCUCAGAGGCCGGAGGGAUCGAGCUGUUCGUCGGAGGUAUCGGCCCUGACGGCCACAUAGCGUUCAAUGAGCCCGGCUCCAGCCUCGUUUCCAGGACCAGAGUGAAAACCCUGGCCAAGGACACCAUCGUGGCCAACGCCAGAUUCUUUGGCAACGACCUCUCCAAGGUUCCCACCAUGGCUCUGACUGUGGGUGUAGGGACUGUGAUGGAUGCUAAGGAGGUGAUGAUUCUGAUCACCGGAGCUCACAAAGCCUUCGCUCUGUACAAAGCCAUAGAGGAGGGAGUGAACCACAUGUGGACCGUGUCGGCCUUCCAGCAGCAUCCACGCACCAUCUUUGUUUGUGACGAAGACGCCACGCUGGAGCUACGAGUCAAAACAGUCAAAUACUUCAAAGGUUUGAUGCAUGUGCAUAAUAAACUGGUGGACCCGGUGCUCAGCAUGAAGGAGCAGUGAGACAGAGAAGAUCACCUCUGAAGGGAGCGGACGACCGCCAAACAUCCAACAUGGAUAGACUGCCUUCUUCUGGUACUGUUCACAGACUGUUGGGAGGUGUUCAGGUCUUUAAUGGGGCGGUGUGCUGUGUUUAAAAUGUGGUCAAUCAAAGAAAGCUACACUUGUCUCUGGAGGAUUUUCCUCUGAAGCUCUUUUAUUUUGAAGGGAUGGUAUCGGUUUAAUAUUUGAAUCACUUCUUGAGGUCUCAGUUUUUAUAGACGGCGUACAGAAGAAGGUUAAUGAUGUUUGCUUUGUGAGAUAACUCCCGGCUGUCUGUGCUCUCAGUGGAUGAAACCUCAUACAUGUGAAGACGCUGGCUUCUGUCAAACCGUAUGAUCUGAUGUAGUUUACAUGUUUGUAUCGGGGGAAUGUGAAGGCCGGCUUCCCUCGCUGUUACACUUCAAGCUGCUUUACGAGUGCACAGUUCACUCCUGCAACGUUUGUAAUGUCGUGUCCUGUUUGAAGAGGGACGUCUGUGUUUGAACCUCAGACCUGCUUCUGAUUUUCCCUGUAGACUGCUUCGACCUGAUGGUCAGAGUGAGAGGAGCUGUGAAGGCAAAUUUCAGGGUUGCAUUAAAAGUUGAAUUAAUCAAAUGAAUCCAGAACUUUUGUACCUGUUAAUCCGAGUUUUAAUCUCACAGGCUCUCAGGUCUUAAUCCUCCUGGGGUGAGUGUAAACUAAGUCACGGCUGGACUACGCUACAACCGACUCUUUGACCCGAACUUAAACCGAGCCUGACUGAGACCUGGUCUUAUCACGCAGCUUCACAUAAACAUUUGAGGAGCCCUGCCAUGUAGCACACUUCUAUUCGCUCUCUUUUCCAAUGGAAACAUCUGCUGAGGGUGUGGAUAACAAAAAACACACACAGCAAAAAACAGAAACUCAGAGAGGUGUUUGCAGGACGAAUAAACGUCCUCUCUGUGAAACUGAACGCCAACACAAACAAACUGGAGAAACUGGCGAGGUCUGUUAUCAAAGCUGUCGUCAUAAAGCAGCCGAGUCAUCGACAGCGUUUAGGAGAGUCCCUCAUUUGAACUGAGCGCCACGUCUCUUAAAACCUGAGAGCGAUCAGGACCUGCAGGGCCGGGACAGCACCCUGUUUUUGAGGGGAGAGCUCUUUGAUGAAUCCAACAGACUACUUACUUUGUCCACAAGGGGGCGCCUCAAUCCAAAGAAAGUGAAACAGCCUCACAGUUGCCUUUAAUUACAUUUUUUGUUUGAUAUUUUAUGGGACAAAAAUAAUUUUUUUGUCUCCAUAAUCAUCAACUGAGUCCGAAAGGUAUUUUGUUUGACAAUUAAACUCAAACUCAACUUUAUUUAUAUAUCACCUUUCAUACAUAUAAACAUGCAGCCCAAAGUGCUUCACUAAAUAACAGAGAGACAGACAACAGCAAUGCUAAAAUUAAAAAAAGCCUUAUUAUAAAUAAAAUACUUACAAAUCAAUAAAAUCAAUAAAAUAAGUAAGAGUGGAAAGAAAUGUUCAAAUAAGGUAGUGUUGAUAAGAUCAGAUGAAUACAGGAAAUAAGGUAUAGAUAAAUAAUUAAAUAAAUGUUAAAGCAAUGAUUUCAAAUAAUAAUCAAAGUUCUCCACCUUUAUUUCCUGUAGUCCAGCCUGCAUCCAGCCCUCUGCAGGGAUGCUGGAUCAGAGUUAUCCUGAUCCUACUCUGAAGGUUUCGAUGACACAAAUGGAUUUCAGUCUAGAUACGAACCACGACUGGGUCACCUGAUGAACCUGAUUUCAUAAUCCUGUAGCCUUAGUUCAAGAUUUGAUUCAAUCUUCUGUCUGUAAUCUGAUCAGAUUACUUUACACGCCUGAGUAAGAACUUUGUGAAUGCUCGCUCUGAGACUUUCUGUCACACACGGCUCAACAAAGACCUUCACUGCUCAGCUGUUCAGUCGGGUUUGACAUGCGUUAGUAUUUGGAUUCAGGAUGUCUCUGUUCACAAAGUGUCAGUAUCUUUAUUUUAACAAUGCAAAGCUGUGACCACAUUCCUUCUCUUCUUCUCCUCUGAAGUCACUCCUCCUGUUCGUCAGGCUGUUACACUUCUUUCCUCUUGCUCCUGUUUUUGCACAUGAACUCGUUUUUAACUCUUUGUUUUGUUACAACAAUAAAAGUUUGCUACGACCCGUC